AUGGCGCUCAAGCCUUCGACUCGCCACGUCGGGUCCGUGGAUUCCUCGGCGCCGAAGUACAACAAGGUGAUCCGCAACGGCGUCGUCGUCGAGAUGGAGGUCAUACCCGUCGUCGUCGAGAUGCCCGUCGAACCUGCGGUUGUGAUUCUCCGCAAGCGGAUGGCGUCCGAGCUCGACGCCUUGCGCGGUCUCGUGAAGAAGGCGGAGCUCUUGUCCCUCGGCAAGAACGGGCGGUUCUUGGCCGCCGAAUCACGACUGGAGACGCCGAUGAAGGCUGGCGGCAAGACGCCGUCGGCGAAGCGGAGGAAGGUGUCUCCUCUCGUGGAGCAGAUAGAGACGCCAAGGAUGUCGUCGGACGAGCGGGAGCAGCUUGCCGAUCGCCUGGCGACGCUCUCAUCGUCGCAGCCGGACCACAUCCUGGAGUUCUUGAAGAAGCAAUGCGGUGGCGAUGCCGAUCCCCAUGGCGAGUUCGAGAUUGACCUCAACUCCAUGGAAAACUCUGUUUUGUUCGAGUUGAAGAAGCAGCUGGACGAGUUCGCCGAGGAGAGCAAGAGCGAGGCCGUCCAAGAGGAAGAGGACGAGUACGUCGACAUCUGCGGCGGCGUCUCCCCCAUCACGAUCCGGGACGCUUCCCCUCUCGUUCCAAGCUCGAGCAGCGACUCCGGGAGCUCAUCCGCGAGUGAUUCAGACUCCGACACGAGCAGCUCGGAUACCGAGAGCGACUCCGACGAGAGUGUCCGCAGUCCAGCUCCUCCGGCGGUUCAUGUCGUGGAGAACGACAGCUCAGCGCAGCCACCGAAGCUGGCGACGUCGGAGCUUGCUGUGUCAGAGGUGGUGCAGAGCGUAGAGAAGCCCCAGUACCAGCGCAUCGCGCCGACGGCGCGUCCCGUCUCCAAUCUGAUCGACAAGGCGAAGGAGGCUCUGGAGAGGCGGCGGCAAGAGCAGAGGGCGCGCUCCAGCGAGCGCGCGAGGGAGAAGAUCCGCCAGGAGGUGCUCGAGGUGGAGACGGCGGCAUUGCCCGACGAGAGCAUCCACCCGCAGGACUUGGAGCAGCUCGGCAUCGCGGAGUUCGAGCACAUCGUGAGCACGCUGCGGCCCCGGGUGAUGGGUGGCGGCCUUCGCGCCACGCGUGGCCGUCCCAGCGCUCUGCAGCAGCUGGGUUUCUUCCUCAAAGCCGACGCAUAG
Messenger RNA from Phragmites australis (common reed), 1185 nucleotides. RefSeq names its product transcription factor GTE9-like. Lineage: Eukaryota; Viridiplantae; Streptophyta; Magnoliopsida; Poales; Poaceae. The record is from RefSeq and is a predicted model, not a curated record. Bases 1 to 1185 code for a protein of 394 amino acids. The transcript has a single exon.